ACCUUGCAAAUUGCAAUUCUUCAUUGAGCCCCAAAAACCAAACCCAAUAAAAUAAUAAAUAAAUAAAUAAAACUCCCUUUUCCUUCCGUUUCCCUUUCCACUUCCCCAACUUUCUUUCUCUCUCUCCAUCUAAUCUAAAUCCAACUUCGCUUUUUCAAAUUCCCACUCCCAAAAAAAAAAAAUCUGUUCUUCGUGAUCUUCCUGAAAAAUGUCUAGCAAAUCCCCUGUUUUCCCCUUCCCCGAGCCCCAGCACUUCAGCGACUACGGCUUCGACCCCCAAAUCGACUAUUUUCAGGUUUUGGAAGAGGCUCGGAAGCACAAACGCGAGUCUUCAAGAUCCAUAGACUCCAUUCAUUUCAAGCUCCAAAAGCCCAUUUCCAAAGACGAAACCAGUAAGAACAAGAAGAAGAAGAAGCAGCGGUGGUGGAAAAACGCUCUCCUCUUCUUCAAAUGGAACCGGAUCCAACAAACCCUCCGAAACGACGCCGUUUCCGAGGACGUUCACCGGGCCAGAGCCAGAGCCUUCCGCGCCUCCGUCUCCGGUCCGGUUUACAUUACCGAGAGCCAGAGCGGGUCCAGCACGCCGUACCGGUCCACCACCCGCCCCUCCUCCGGCCCGCUCGCCGGAAUCCCUUACCUCAGCCUCCGGGAACUCAACAUGGAGCAGCAGCAAUACAGAAUGUCCACGUCAGCGCCCAUGCCCAUUUACUUGGUCACCUGAAAAAAAAAAUAAUAGAUAAUAAAAAUGAUUAAAGUUAUUGGGUAUUAGAUUAGUGAAGAGAAAGUUGUGUGUAAAGGGGGAGGUGGAUGGGUUGUCAUUGGCUGCCUUUUUUUUUCUUUUUUAAUUUUUAACUGAAAAGCUGUGUUUGAUCCAUCGGGAAAAGGAUGGGAUCUUUCUUUUUGAUCCGCCUUUAUUGAUUUCCGCGAUCUACCUGAAAUCAUAUUUCCUUCUUUUUUUUUUUUUUUAAU
This is a messenger RNA of Momordica charantia (bitter melon), 969 nucleotides long. RefSeq lists its product as uncharacterized. The record is from RefSeq and is a predicted model, not a curated record. NCBI's taxonomy places the organism in Eukaryota, Viridiplantae, Streptophyta, Magnoliopsida, Cucurbitales, Cucurbitaceae.